CAAAAUUGUUAUUUUAAAGUUCAGUUUAUUUAAAAAAGUUCAUUUGCUUUACUGUAACUGAAUAAUACUACACAUUGUGCCUUGCUGCGUUAAAACUAUUUGCAGAUAUGAAGGGUUUUACAAUUGGUGGUAUCAGAAAAAAUCCAAGUUUGAUUCCUUUAUAUCUUUGUGUGACUGCGGGUUUUGGUUUAGCUAUUUCCUAUGCUGUUCGUGUCGCAAUAAAAAAUCCGGAUAUCAGUUGGAAUCGUAAGGAUAAUCCUGAACCAUGGCAGGAGUAUAAGAAUAGGCAAUACAAGUUCUAUUCACCUAUUCGGGACUAUAGCGAAUCCAAAACUACUACACCACGUUAUGAGUAUAAUCGCAAAUCGCACUAUGAAUAGCUACUAAUAAGAAUGAAACUUUUAAAUUAUUUAAGUAUAUUACAAAACUUUUGAAUUAUAUUUAUAUAAACAC
Molecule: messenger RNA, 453 nt
Organism: Teleopsis dalmanni
Lineage: Eukaryota; Metazoa; Arthropoda; Insecta; Diptera; Diopsidae
Product: cytochrome c oxidase subunit NDUFA4-like
Exons: 4
Coding region: 108-380 (90 amino acids)
Source: RefSeq, a predicted model, not a curated record